Closterium sp. NIES-65 is the source of this 1539-nucleotide messenger RNA. The record is from the annotation of a GenBank genome assembly. NCBI's taxonomy places the organism in Eukaryota, Viridiplantae, Streptophyta, Zygnematophyceae, Desmidiales, Closteriaceae.
AUGCAGCGGCCUUCGAGGCAAGUGGAGGUUGCCAUCUCAGAGGAGGAGAUCUCUGGGGUGACUGAGGAUGGGGGAGAACCUGAGGUGGUGGAGCAGCAGCAGCAGCAGCAGCAGCAGCAGCAACAGCAGCCGCAGCAGCAGCAGCCGCAGCAGCAGCAGCAAGAUGCUCCACGAGGUGCCGCACGUACGGCUGAGCGUCCUAGGAGGGAUAUACGCCAACCUAUUAGGCUGAGCUAUAAUCGCACUGGCUCACGAAAUGUGGAGCAUGCUGGAAGUGUGGCUGAGCAGUGUGAUGAGGAGGAGAUAGCGCACUGUUACUGGGCAGCCGUCCCUGAGCCCAAGACACUUACCAAGGCCUUGAGUGGGCCCGAUGCUGAGAAGUGGAAGCAGAGUGUGAAGGAGGAGUAUGACUCUCUGCUGGAGAAUGAGACGUGGGAGCUGUGUGAGCUGCCUCCUGGGAAGAAGGCAAUCUCUUCGAAGCUGAUCUUCAGGCACAAGUAUGGACCUGAUGGGGAGCUGACGCGCUACAAGUCAAGGCUUGUCGCUAAGGGGUUCCAGCAGACGAAGGGGAAGGAUUUUGAUGAGCUCUAUGCUCUUGUGGGAAAAGGCACAACACUGAGAGUGUCUUUGGCGAUGGCCGCAUACCGUGGAUGGCGGGUAAAGCAGCUGGACAUUACCACCGCCUUCCUCAAUGGAGUCAUUCUGGAGGAGCUGUACAUGCUGCAGCCUGAGGGGUUGGAUGAUGGGAGCGGCAGGGUGUGCAGGCUGAAGAAGGCCAUCUAUGGCCUGAAGCAGGCUCCUCGUGCAUGGUACCACAAACUGGAGGAGACACUGCUGGCUGGGGGGUUCAAGAAGAGUGAGUGCGAUCACAGCUUGUUCCUGCUGCAAGAGAAGGAGCAGUUUCUCAUGCUCCUGGUGUAUGUGGACGACAUACUGCUCUUCUCUGAGUCGUCUGCAAUGAUUGAGCGUGUGGAGGAGAUGCUGGAAAUGCAGUUCAAGUGCUCCAAGAUGGGAGACGUGAAGUACUACCUGGGGAUGCAUGUGGAGAGGGACCUUGACAAGGGAGUGUUGAGGUUGCACCAGAGGAAGUAUUGUGAGGGGCUGGCCGAGAAGUAUGGGCUGCGAGAUGGAGGGAAGCCAGCCACCCCACUGCCUUCAGGGUUCACCGUAGAGCCCUGUGCUGAUGAGGAGGUGGUGGGAGAGAGUGACAGGAAGCUGUUUCACUCCAUGCUGGAAGCGGCCAAGAGGUUGGUCCGCUACGUGAGUGCAACGGCAUCAGUGGGAUUGGAGUACAGUGCCGUGCGACAGAGGCUGCAGAGGGGUGCAGCUGACUUGAGCAAGGGGGAGAUGCGCCUAACGUGCUACACCGACGCUAGCUUCAACUCUGUGAAAUCGGAUGGCACCAGCAUUGGAGGCUAUGUGUGCCUCUUUGGAGGUGGUGCAGUGAGCUGGCGCAGCAAGAAGCAGAACGAGGUGGGGCUGUCCUCGUGUGAGACGGAGUACAUGGCCCUUCAUCAUGGGGCAAAGGAGGUGGUGUAG